Messenger RNA from Aspergillus piperis CBS 112811, 3277 nucleotides. Its product is annotated as alanine--tRNA ligase. Lineage: Eukaryota; Fungi; Ascomycota; Eurotiomycetes; Eurotiales; Aspergillaceae. The transcript is spliced from 5 exons. Gene Ontology annotation, cellular component: cytoplasm; mitochondrion. Bases 201 to 3128 code for a protein of 975 amino acids. The record is from RefSeq and is a predicted model, not a curated record. Gene Ontology annotation, molecular function: aminoacyl-tRNA deacylase activity; nucleic acid binding; amino acid binding. Gene Ontology annotation, biological process: alanyl-tRNA aminoacylation; tRNA modification.
CUCAGGGUAACUCUCUGCGGGGCGCUUUUUCCCGUGAUUGAUUUCCUCACCAGCAUGUGCCAUUAGCCACACAACCACUGACCUUUUUUUUUUUUCCUUCCCCUUUCUUGGUGGAUGAGGGAAUAGAUCUGGUAAUCAAAUUAUAUAUUAAUUAUGGUACUGCACAUGACAGGGUGAACAUUCAAAUUAAAUAAAACUGGAUGUUACAACCGACGACUCGCUUGAUGCGUAUUCAUAGGUUCAUAAAGGAGGGGGAACUGGCUUUGACUCAUCUAUCUUCACCCUUUAGGUCGCAACCCAGAACAUUCUACCACCUUCACACUCCCCCACUUUCAAAUAUUCUGCCUGCAAAAAUCAUCACAAGAUCAUUCAGUAUGGCUUCAGAUAAUGAUCCUAAGUUGGAAUGGACCUCCAAACGUGUCCGUGAUACGUUCCUUCAAUAUUUCAAAGAAAAUGGCCACACUUUUGUUGCCUCGUCUCCCGUUGUUCCUCAUUCUGAUCCAACCUUGCUAUUCACCAAUGCUGGAAUGAACCAGUUCAAAUCGAUCUUUUUAGGAACGGUGGAUCCUCACUCUGAUUUCGCAAACUUGAAAAGUGCAGUCAACACUCAAAAAUGCAUUCGCGCAGGAGGAAAGCAUAAUGACCUCGACGAUGUGGGCAAGGAUAGUUAUCAUCAUACAUUCUUUGAAAUGCUCGGCAACUGGAGUUUUGGGGACUAUUUCAAAGAGGAAGCGAUUCGCUAUUCUUGGGAAUUGUUAACCAAGAUCUACGGUUUAGAUCCCGGACGUCUCUACGUUACCUAUUUCGAAGGAAAUAAGGAAGGUGGUCUAGAGCCAGAUCUCGAGGCCAAAGAUCUGUGGAAAGCCGUUGGCGUUCCGGAGGAUCAUAUUCUCCCAGGCAACAUGAAGGACAAUUUCUGGGAGAUGGGUGAUCAAGGCCCAUGUGGCCCUUGCAGCGAGAUUCACUAUGACCGAGUCGGUGGACGUAAUGCUGCUCAUCUGGUCAAUCAAGAUGACCCAAAUGUAUUGGAAAUUUGGAACAACGUUUUCAUCCAAUACAAUCGUGAAACAGAUCGAUCCCUGCGGCCGUUGCCCAACAAGCAUGUCGACACCGGAAUGGGGUUUGAGAGAUUGGUGUCUAUCUUGCAAAAUAAGUCGUCAAACUACGAUACAGAUGUGUUCACUCCCAUAUUCCAAACCAUUCGAGACGUUACCGGAGCCAGGGAAUACCGUGGAUCCUUCGGUAGUGAUGAUUCUGAUGGUAUCGAUACUGCCUAUCGUGUCAUAGCGGAUCAUGUUCGGACCUUGAUGUUUGCAAUCUCAGAUGGUGCGGUUCCAAAUAAUGAUGGCCGCGGCUAUGUCAUCCGUCGUGUUCUCCGCCGGGGUGCUCGAUAUGCCAGAAAAUAUUUUGGUGUCGAGAUCGGCAACUUCUUCUCAAAGAUUGUUCCAACAGUCGUUGAUCAACUGGGCGAUAUGUUUCCAGAACUGAGAAGGAAACAACCGGACGUCAUGGAAAUAUUAGACGAAGAAGAGAUGUCAUUUGCUAAGACUCUGGAUCGCGGCGAGCGGCAAUUUGAACAUUAUGCGCAGCAGGCUAAGGCAAAGGGGGCCGACAAAUUGCACGGCGCCGAUGUUUGGAGGCUCUAUGACACGUUCGGAUUCCCGGUCGACCUUACUCGUAUAAUGGCAGAAGAACGGGGUUUGCAGAUCGAUGACCGGGAGUUCGAGGAAGCGCGUUCGCGAGCAAAGGAAGCAAGCAAAGGCCAGAAGAAAACUUCCGCUGAGACGGUCAAGUUGGAUGUUCAUGAUCUGGGCAAGCUCGAAGCCAUGAAUGACGUCCCCAAGACUGAUGACACUGCCAAGUUUGGAAAGGGUAACAUUACCGCCCAAGUGAAGGCCAUAUACCAGGGCAAGAUGUUCCAUUCAUCUACGGACGAGGUGCCCGACGGCGAGCAACUUGGAAUUAUCCUUGACCGAACGAACUUCUACGCUGAACAGGGUGGGCAAGAGAAUGACACGGGUAAAAUUGUCAUCGAUGGACAUUCCGAGCUUGAAGUAGGUGAUGUUCAGCUUUAUGCUGGAUACGUCCUGCACACUGGUUUCAUGAAAUAUGGCUCCAUCUCAGUAGGUGAUACUGUCAUCUGCGAAUAUGAUGAACUGCGCCGUUGGCCGAUCAGGAACAACCACACUGGAACGCAUAUUCUUAACUUUGCGCUCAGAACUGUUUUAGGGGACGGUGUGGAGCAAAAGGGUUCCCUCGUCGCAGCGGAGAAGCUGAGGUUCGACUUCUCUCACAAGUCUGCUAUUUCGGACAAAGAUCUGGCUCGGAUUGAAGAGAUCUCGACUGAGUAUAUUCGACAAAACUGUACUGUCUACUCUCAAGAGCUUCCUCUUGCAACAGCCCGCGAGAUCUCUGGAGUUCGUGCUGUAUUUGGGGAAACCUAUCCCGACCCGGUCCGCGUUGUCUCCGUUGGUGUGGAGCUGGGUGAGAUACUCCAGAAUGUGAAGGAUCCGCGUUGGAAAGAGGUCAGCAUUGAAUUUUGUGGGGGUACCCAUGUGCAGAAGACAGGGGACAUUAAAGAUCUCAUUGUUCUGGAAGAGGGCGGUAUCGCCAAGGGUAUCCGCAGAAUUAUCGCUGUGACCGGAGAAGAUGCGCAUGAAGUGCAGCGUUUGGCAGCGGAGUUCCAAAAAAGGCUUGAUCGUUUAGAAGCAAUGCCCUUAACUCCAGAAAAAGAGAAGGAGGCAAAGCAGAUCCAGGCCGAGCUCAAUCAGCUUUCGAUUUCUGCUGUACAGAAAUCCGCCUUUCGCGAACGUUUCGCACGUAUCAACAAGGAAGUUCUCGAUGGUCAAAAGGCUCUACAAAAACUCGAAUCAAAAGUCGCGCUCGAAACCAUAACUAAUUAUUUCCAAGCCCCGGAAAAUCAAGACAGAAGUUGGCUUGUCGCCAAGCUCCCCAUCUCUGCGAAUUCCAAAGCGAUUAGCGAAUCUCUAAAUUACGUUAAGUCAAAGUUACCCGAGAAGUCGGUAUACGUUUUGGCUGCAAGCACCGAUCAAGGCCGUGUUGCCCAUGGCUGUUACGUGUCGAAGGUAAGUCGUUAUCGUUAUAACUCCGGCCCUAUGUCAUUGUAACUAAUACAAUCAAUGAUUGUAUAGUCAUCAAGCGAGGCCGGUGCGUCCGCUAGUGAGUGGGCAGCUAUCGUUUCUGGUGCAGUCGGGGGAAAGGCGGGAGGCAAAGGAGCUACUUCAGUCGGCAAUGGAGUCAAUCCCGACAGAGUCGA